Populus euphratica (Euphrates poplar) is the source of this 893-nucleotide messenger RNA. RefSeq names its product Wound-responsive family protein. The transcript has a single exon. The coding region runs from base 276 to 545 and encodes 89 amino acids. The record is from RefSeq and is a predicted model, not a curated record. NCBI's taxonomy places the organism in Eukaryota, Viridiplantae, Streptophyta, Magnoliopsida, Malpighiales, Salicaceae.
CAUCAAUACUCCAAUUUCUCUUGAGAAACUCAAGAAAACUUCACUUCUGUCCACCAUCCACUCAUCCAAGAUAUAGAGCCUCGAGCCUCACGCCCGUCCCCAUACCAUUUUAUAAAGUAAAACCACUUCCUGUUUCCUGUUUUACAAAUCCGCUACUUGUCCUUCUAUAAAAUAACACACCCACGCCUGCUUCAAAACACUAGACGAAGCUUGAUAUAUUUCUCUCACUUCAAUCUGUAAUUUCUGUUCCCCCAAUAUAUCGGAAGACCCCAGAAAUGAGUUAUUUGAACCGGGUUUGGAUGGCAGCUACCGUGGCUGCAGUUGGAUACCCUGAUCAAGGGUGGAAAUCCAGCUUAAAAUCACUGCACCAUGGCAAGAGGAGGGUGUUCUCUGGCGGAGAUGUGGUGGAGAUCCGGCCACUUGCUGCUGCUUCUGUCGGAUCGGAUUGUAUUGGUCUUGGAGGUUGUGGAUCGGAAGGGGGAGUGAGGCAGAACGAUGAGUCUCUCCGACAAGUCAUGUACUUGAAUUGCUGGGGCCAGGGGUAACCAGGGUGAGAAGGUCGCGGUGACCGAGUGACUCAGUGAUGAGUUUCAGAGUCCAAGGUGAUUGACUAGGUGGUGUUCUUUAGCCGAUCAACUCAGCGGUGUGUUGGCCUGCAGCCUGGGGGAUUUGGCCAGAGUUGACCAGAUAGUGGAUUGUGAUCGAUUGACCCAGCAGUGAGUUGUAGAGUCCGAGGCAAGUGACCAGGUGGUGAGUUGUGGAAUCAACGUUGAGAGGGGAUUGACUUUACAUUGUGAAUUUAUUGCGGGGAUGAGGAGAUGAUGGAAAAAAAAUUAAUGUGAAUUUGUACAGAAACAAAAUGUUAAAAAUAAUAUUGCACUGUUUUUGUCUUA